AACAUUUCCAGUCCAUGCGUCACAGUACGGUGACGUUCGCCAUCACAAUUUUCAGUAACAAACAAAGUUUUCCACGACGAAAUCUAGAAAUUCAUUAGUGCCGUUGCUGAAGCGCAGGCAGGGCAGCGUCGAGCGUGAUGUAAGGGCUCGUUACGAGCGAGCGUCCAUGUCCGAUUCGCAAGCGAUAGGCCAAGGGGCCAUGUUAGAUACACGUAGGCAUUUUUUCUACCCUGACAGCAGUAGUGACACAGAAGAGUACAGAAGGGACGCAGAAGAACGUCGUAAGCGUCUUUCUAAGCGUAACGGACCAGGCUUAAGAAGAGUUAUAUCAAAUAUGCCACCAAAAAACCAAGCAACCAACGCACCGAUGCCGUCAACAUCCAGUCAGGAACCGCCGAAAAAUGGGCAAAAAAAUCAGUUGUGUGAUGAUAGAAUUACUCUUGUGGUGGAUAACACUCGAUUCGUGGUCGAUCCAGCUCAGUUUACCGCUCAUCCAAACACAAUGCUGGGGAGGAUGUUUAGUUCUGGUAUAGAGUUCACCCAUCCAAACGAGCGAGGCGAAUACGAAGUGGCUGAGGGCAUAACCGCUACCGUGUUCCGUGCUAUCCUGGAGUACUACCGCGGUGGUACAAUUAGGUGUCCGCCAACGGUCUCCGUUCAGGAGUUGAGGGAGGCCUGCGAUUAUCUGCUGGUGCCAUUCGACGCUAACACUGUCAGAUGUCAAAACCUCCGUGGUCUCCUCCACGAACUAUCUAACGAGGGUGCCCGUCGACAGUUCGAGAGUUUUCUGGAAAGCCUCAUCUUACCAUUGAUGGUGGAGUCCGCCCAGCGAGGCGACAGGGAGUGUCACGUCGUGGUGCUGCUGGACGACGACUCGGUGGAGUGGGACGAGGAGUACCCCCCGCAGAUGGGCGACGAGUACAGUCAGACGGUGCUGUCGACCCCCUUGUAUCGGUUCUUCAAGUACAUCGAAAAUAGGGACGUAGCCAAACAAGUAAUGAAGGAACGUGGCUUAAAAAAGAUACGCCUCGGUGUGGAAGGCUACCCGACUUACAAGGAGAAAGUACGCAAACGGCCCGGGGGCAGAGCUGAAGUCAUAUACAACUACGUCCAGCGACCCUUCAUCCACAUGUCCUGGGAGAAGGAGGAAGCCAAGAGCCGGCACGUGGACUUUCAAUGCUUCAAGUCCAAGUCCGUCACGAACCUGGCAGAGGCGACCGCUGACCCAGUAAUCGAGCUCGAACCGAACAGAGCGAGGGAGGAGCUCGAGGUCCAAGAUCCAGGGGAGGUACAGGAGGAGGAGCAGUGAUUAUUGGUACCGCGGAAAGCGGUCAGGAUAUUAAUGGCAUUCUUUUGCUGGUACUCGAUGUGAUUGGUACGGGGGGAUUGAACAGUGAUAGUUUGGUAUUUAACGGUUGUGUUUAGUUGGAAUUAUUAUUAUAACGGGACGAUUGUGAACUAGCGACGUGUUUGUCUGUCUGCUGUUGGGUGUAAAUUGUGAGUGACACCUAUCGAGACAAAAUCGAGUCUGAAAUAAAUAAUAAAGUCUAACGAUUCAAGCUAAUCAUUCGCGGUCGACGGCCGCCAUGUUUGUUUUCUGGUGACGUCAGAAAAGUCAACAUGUUUUUUUAAAUCGCUUGUGGCGCUUAAAGGGUUACAUUGUCCAUUUUCAAUUCGCAUAUAAAGUGUAGUUUGUUUUAUUUUAAAAGAUAUCGUUUUACAUGAUGUUUGAUGUGCAAAAUUAAUAAAAAGUUUAUGAAUAUCAUGAAAAUUGACAAAUAUAUGUAUUUUUUUCAUGGAAAAGCUAGAUGUCGCUGUAGUGCAUCAACUUUUAUAGUAUAGAACCGGUUGCCAUACAUAUUAUAUACAGGCAGGAUAAUGUUUGUCGAGUGUUGCAAGUGAAAUAUAUUUGUGUAAAGAAAACGGAUGCGAAAGAAUCGAUAUGGUUAUUUAAGUAUUUGCACGUUUUUAUACUGAAAUGAUAGUUAAGCUAAAUUAAUUGGAAUAUUAACAGUUUUUAUAAUGAAAAUCGAAUAAAUAUCGGUAUAAGGGCUAACAUCAAAAUACGAGUAGAGGAAUGGCGGAAAAGAAAUAAGAAAAUGAUGUCGGAAAUUAAUAAUAAAUUGAAUCAUAUAAAACAAAAUUGAAUUUUAUUUAAUACACGUUUAAAUGGUAAAAAUAAAUUAUUGGAAAAUAGCUUAUGUUGAUGUGAUAUAAUGAAUCUAAUAAAAACUUACAUACUAUCUGGUAAUAAUAAAAUCAUUUUUAUUGUAUACACAUGGAUCACCAGGACAAAUAUUAGACAUUUCUAAUAAAAAAAAAAAAAAACUUAUAAUUUAAGUUAUCUGUGUAAAAUCCUUAUUUUACUUUCAUAAUACUUAAAAGUAAUUAUAAUCGUUUGGUGUACAUAAAUUAAAUUAAACUACGCUUUAGAUAGAUAGAUGUGGCAAUGGAAAUAUACACUGUUAAUAUUAUUUCGGGACGUUCAAAAUGGCGGCCAUACCAGCUGAUGCAAAAUAACUCUUAUAAGAUUGUAUUUAGAGAUGGUUUUUGUAUGUACUUUAUGUUUAUACAUGGUUAAUAUUCAAAUUUGCUAAAUUCAAAAUGGCGGUCACAACAGCUGAUGCAUAAUAUCUGCUCUUACGGCAUUGUAAUUAGAGUUGGUAUUUGUACGUUCAUUAUGUUUAUAGGAACGCUUAUUAUCUAAUAGAUAGAUGAUAUACAUUGAAUAUAAUCCAAUGGUGUUCUUUUUUAUUAUAUUUCUGAUAAAUG
Messenger RNA from Nymphalis io (European peacock), 2772 nucleotides. It is a transcript of the gene mri, whose product is annotated as BTB/POZ domain-containing protein 10. Gene Ontology annotation, biological process: positive regulation of phosphorylation. The transcript is spliced from 4 exons. The coding region runs from base 167 to 1309 and encodes 380 amino acids. The record is from RefSeq and is a predicted model, not a curated record. NCBI's taxonomy places the organism in Eukaryota, Metazoa, Arthropoda, Insecta, Lepidoptera, Nymphalidae. Gene Ontology annotation, molecular function: protein binding. Gene Ontology annotation, cellular component: cytoplasm.